This is a messenger RNA of Striga asiatica, 1458 nucleotides long. The record is from the annotation of a GenBank genome assembly. NCBI's taxonomy places the organism in Eukaryota, Viridiplantae, Streptophyta, Magnoliopsida, Lamiales, Orobanchaceae.
AUGACAAAGCGGCCUUUACUGAUGAGGAAAAAGAGAAGAAGCCAUCACAAUAGUUCCAAACUCAAGAGGCCCUCCAGCGGGCGGGCCCACACGUCCUCCUAUAACGAAACGAGCCCAGAGGAUGAUCGAAGAAGGAAGUGUGAAGACAAAUAUGAUGAACGGGCCCACACGUUAAAGAAAGCUAAUAAACGUCCUCCACUGGAACUCCCUCUGUACCACGUCAGCCAACUCCAGCUCAGCAGCCAGUCCUUCCUCGACUCACUCUCCCUCGACGAAAAACGCGUCAACUUCCUAAACUCACGCCUCACCAACACAAACAACCUAACUUCAACUUCAACCGCACCAAAUUCCAUCCGAGUCCCACUUAACCCCGGCCAGUCAAUCGGCGUCGCAAAUUACUACACCAAAAUCGGGCUCGGCACACCCCCCACCACCCACUUAGUAGUCGUCGACACCGGCAGCUCCUUCUCCUGGAUCCAAUGCCAGCCGUGCGCCGUCUACUGCCACCCGCAAUCGGGCCCCACCUUCAACCCCACCCUCUCCUCCACCUACCAAAAGCUUUCUUGCUCCACAAGUCAAUGCAAGUCAUUAAAAAAAGCCACCCUCAACACCCCCACGUGCACCUCCUCCCGCACGUGCCUCUACACCGCAACCUACGGCGACCAAUCGUUCUCGAUCGGGUUUCUGAGCCGCGACCGGCUCACGUUUGGUCCCGACUCGUCGCUAGCCGGGUUCGUGUUCGGGUGCGGGCAAGACAACGACGGGCUUUUCGGGCGCUCGUCCGGGCUAAUCGGGCUCGCGAAAAACGAGCUCUCCUUGCUGUCGCAGCUCUCGGGAAAAUACGGGUCGGGAUUCGCGUACUGCCUCCCGACGGCUACGCCGCUGGGGAGAAUCGGGAGCGGAGGCUUUCUGACAAUCGGUAAGAGUUUGGGUUAUAAUCGUAAUCCGGCGUACAAGUUCACGCCGUUGGUGUCCGACGAGAGGGACCCGACGCUAUACUUUGUGAAGCUUUCGGGAGUGACGGUGGCCGGCAGGCUGCUAGGCCUGCCGGCCUCUGAUUUUGGCGUGCCCACGAUUAUUGACUCGGGGACGACGAUUUCGAGGCUGGCGGGCCCGGUUUACGCGGCGCUGAGGGAGGAGCUGGUGAGGGUUAUAUUGAAGAGGUUUAAAUCGGCGGGGAGUUUUUCGAUACUUGAUGCUUGUUUUGUCGGGGGUUCGGAGGAGAUCGGGAGAGUUGUGCCGGCGGUGGGGUUGGUGUUUGGGGGUGGGGCGACGAUGGACUUGGCGGCGCGUAAUGUUUUAAUUGAGGUGGUGAAGGGGACGACUUGCUUGUCGUUGGCGGGGAAUUCGGGUUUGAGGGAUCUGGCGAUUAUUGGGAAUCAGCAGCAGCAGGGGUUUGAUAUUGGGUAUGAUGUGGUGAGUUCGAGGAUCGGGUUUGCGGCCGGCGGGUGUAGUUAG